Messenger RNA from Penicillium brasilianum, 3649 nucleotides. The record is from the annotation of a GenBank genome assembly. Lineage: Eukaryota; Fungi; Ascomycota; Eurotiomycetes; Eurotiales; Aspergillaceae.
GGUAGGGGUUUCCCGGUCGUCAUCACUCGAUCGCAUCCCCUCUCCUCGUAGACGUCAUUUCCACACCAUCUUUUUCCAUGCUCUGGCGAUCGAUCGGCACGCCCGGGACUUCUUUUUGCUAUCCAAUUCGAGCAUUUCAAAUCUCGCAUCAUUUCUCACUUUCAUCUUGAUCUUCUCCCCCUCCUUAUUCUGCACGACUUGGACGACCUCGAUAGUUGUGUGGGGCGAGUGAAAUCGAUCUCCCGUCGUCAAGCCUGUUCGACAAACUCCCCGCAAAACGGCCUAAGCCUUAGCCUCGCCGGUCGCUGGGUAACCAGUUCCCACCCCCCUCUUCCUCGAAGGCAAUCCAAGGGCCUUAAAAAGAUCUCCCGAACAGGCUACGCGCAAGACUCAUUAAUUCCCUUACUUGAAAUCUCCGAUUCCUGAAUUCCCCUUAUCUCCUUUUCUCUUCCGUAUUCCCAUCCCCCCCCUUUCACUGCUUUUUGAUUCCCCGCGAACGUCUGCAUCUGCGAACUCUCCGACCUCUUUGCCUCCGCCUCAAUUCACCACGUUCCCGUCAUGGCGAUGGCCGCGCGGCCACAGACCCCCGUGCAGGAUGCAUACUCGAUUCCGCAUCCAAACGAGACAGGGGCCCUGAUCCGCGGAUACAGCACCGUUCGCUCCUCCUCAUCGCGCCCCAGCUCCUAUGCCGGCCCCGGCUCGGCCUUCCACUACAAUAAUCUCGACCAGUCGUCCCAACCUGCCCAUAACCCACGCUUCAAGGAGGACUUUGAGACUGCCAGUCGCCGCAGCUCGGUCUUGCUCGACGGUCCCUCCGGAGGCGGUACUGGGGUGCAGCGCUCAGCCUCGCUCAUGUCCCCCGGUCCGUCGUCGCGUUCAGGCACACUCCGUAAGAAGGCUUCCCUGAGCAAGAAAGGUAGUUUGCGGCGUAAUGGAAGUCGCCGCUCCAUGCGCGCGGGCAGUGUGCGAAGCCUCAGCUUGGGUGAUCGCGAAAAAUACCACUCCGAUGGAAUAGAGGGUGCGAAUAGUGCAUUCAUGGUUCCCAUCCCGACCACGGGCAACCCGACGGAGGUGUUGGCGAACCGCUUUCAAGCCUGGCGCAAGAUCCUCAAGGAUCUUAUCAUCUUCUUUAAGGAGGUACAAAAGUCCUACGAAACCAGAUCGAAGCUCUUCUUAUCCGCCUCCCAUGUGAUGAACAACCAGGUUGCUCUUCCCUCCUUCCUACAAUCUGGCGGCCUCGCCGAUGCGACCGAGAUUCUCCAACAUUUCCACCGCCAGGGAUAUACCGAGGCUAAUAAGGCCGUGGAGGUGGAGAUUGAGGUAAUCAGCCAGUUGACUGGUCUCCGAAGCGAUCUCCAGAAGAAGACCAAGGAGAUCAAAAAUCUCUCGGGUGAUUUUAAGAACACCGUGGAGAAGGAAAUUGACGGCACUCGCAAGGCCGUACACAAUCUGCAUGAGUCGCUAGGCCUGGUGGAUACCGAUCCCUCCGCCACCUCUGGUAAAGGCGAUCCGUUCUUGAUGCGCCUGAAUGUUGAGCGACAAGUCGAAAAACAGAUUGAGGAAGAAAAUUAUCUCCAUCGGGCUUAUUUGAAUCUGGAAAACUCCGGCCGCGAGCUCGAAUCGAUCGUCGUCAGUGAGAUCCAGAAGGCCUACAACGCCUACGCCAGCAUCCUUAAGAGGGAAGCUGACGAAGCUUACGACACGGUGGAGAAGCUUCGUGCGGGUCCGAUUUCGAUGCCACAAGAUCAUGAGUGGAAUGCCUUUGUCGCCAGCACCGAUGAACUGGUCGACCCCCGUAUCCCGCUGCGAAACGUGGAGAACAUCACCUACGACGGCAAGGAUCAUCCGGCAGCAGCCGAGGUGCGCGCUGGUAUGCUGGAGCGCAAGAGCAAGUACCUGAAAAGCUAUACUCCCGGUUGGUACGUGCUAUCGCCGACGCAUCUGCACGAGUUCAAGUCGGCCGACCGCGUGGAGUGGCAGACUCCGGUCAUGUCGUUGUAUCUGCCGGAGCAAAAACUGGGCUCUCAUUCGCAAGGGGAUUCCAGCUCCCACAAGUUCAUGUUGAAAGGCCGCCAGACUGGUGCGAUGCAUCGCGGCCAUUCGUGGGUGUUCCGUGCCGAGUCCCACGAAACUAUGAUGUCUUGGUAUGAGGACAUCGAGAGUCUGAGCAACAAGACUGGUGAAGCGCGCAAUGCUUUUGUGCGUCGACACGUGCGGAGCGUGAGUGGUCGCUCGACCAACAGCGAGGUGUUGGAGGAUGACGAGGCCGAUCAGACCCCGUAUUCCGCCGAGUCCGUGGUUCUGGGCCAGGAACGGCCCACCUCAGCCACCCGCCAGCCCGGCGGGGCCUUUCCGAGUGACGUCCAGAUCGACCGGCAUCUCCAGGCGCCACUAUCCCCAUCCAGCGGUGACAGCUCUGUGGGCAGAGACAUGAUUGUUGCUGCCAGCGUCCUUCCGGAAGGCGACGGGGCUGCAGGUCCUUCCCGAUUUUACGGUGGUCGCGAUUCCGCCACGGCAUCCCCACAGCCUACCAAUGAUGACGGUUCGAUCAAGAUGGACCGGUCACGGUCCCGGCUGAAUCGCCAUGACAGUUACUACGGGGAUUGGAUCGGCCCGACUGCCAUCGUGGCCCAGCAGAAGAAGAGCCAAUUGCCCGAAGCUGCGAACACGGACGCCCGCGAAAUCCGCUCGGACGGAGACCACAACUCCGUGGCGGCCAUGUCUGGUGUCUUAGAGGGUGCGGACCGCCGUGAAUCUUCUGCGCCGCCGCAAGUUGCUCGUCGGGAGAGCGUGUCUACGGUGCCGACCAAUACCAACGGCACCGACUACACCAACAAUACGAUGGCCACCUCGGUCGAUGAGACGCCCCAGUUUUUCAAGAAUGGCGCAGCCGUUGCCAGCGGUUCCUUGCCUGCCCCAAAUCAUGAGGAUGGCUACGGUGCCGCUGGCUCGGCCAAAGCAGUUCCCGACUUGAGCCUGCCCAAGCGAGACAGCGUCAUGGCCAUCGACAUGAAGAUUCCCGGCCGCUAUCCACCAACCAACGUGGCCGCAUGAUCUCCGUCCUGUUUAAUUAUCUCACUUUCCUUUUACAUUUCCUUUUCUUUUCUUUUGUUCCUAUCGUCACUCUCCAAGUAUGCUCUUUCCCCAUGCUUUUCCAGUUUCCGGGCCCGAGUGUCCACUUGUACAUGUAUCAAUUCCCUUUCCCCCAGCACUACCUGUCCACAUUCCCCCUUCCCUCUCUCUCUCAUACACCACAAUGCGUCCUAGACUUUCUUUGGGCGUUUUGGGUCUCAUUCGUUCUGGUGGGGGUUUAUUUUUUGAGAACACCCCGGCGCCCCAGGCCCCGGUUUUAGAUCCGAUUCCCCUUUCCGCCGUAGGCGUUCGGUUCGGGUGUUACAGGCGCGCGGUUAACCGGGGCUCGUUCGAUUCGUGAUUCCCCGGGGAUGCAGAGCAUCCAGGCAUUCGUUUCUUCUCUCUCGAUCUGUGAUCUUUUUUUUUUUUUGGCAUCGUUUGACUUUUUGUUCCCCUGUCUAUUUUCGAGUGAGGAAAUGAAAACGGUUUAGUCUGAUCUCAUAGAUGUUUUUGGGCUGUUGAUGCGUGUAAGAGCUGUGGAGUAGAGUUUAGUAUACCAUCCGUGCCUCGAAUUGGU